AUGCAGGACCAGAGCGAAAAUGAACCUGAGAACAGCAGUGUUCCACCUUCAGAGAUUAUUUGUGCAGGCUGUUUAAAUGUCAUUGAUGAGGAAGAAUUUGUUUCAGCUCUUAGCCAAGAAUGGCAUAUGGAGUGUUUCAGGUGUUCAGCAUGUGAUGCUGCUUUAUCGAAUUGGUAUUUCGAAAAGGAUGGUUUACUUUUUUGUAAAGAUGACUACUGGUCAAGAUAUGGUGAAGCAUGCCAACAAUGUAGUCAGAUCAUUACAGGACCAGUGAUGGUUGCAGGAGAACAUAAAUUUCACCCAGAAUGUUUUUGUUGCGGUUCCUGCAGUGCAUUUAUUGGAGAUGGGGACUCAUAUGCACUUGUCGAGAGAUCCAAACUCUACUGUGGACAAUGCUACAAGCGGCAAAUGCAACCUUUGCAAAAAACGGCAGGGUUUCCUUUUGCCAGAAAACCACAUUCUAUAAGAUUAGUAGAAAUUCCAGGAGGCCAAAAGGGCAUAAAAUUAUCGAAAAACUCUUCGCAACCAGGAUGUAAUUCUCAGUGCUUAACUAUAUCUGAGUUUUUAUGGAAAAUUCAUGGAAAGUUGAUGCAAGUGGCUUUCGCAUUUCUAACAUCUGCUUUUAAUCUAUGCUGCUAUUUUUUACCUCCUUAUAGGUUGGAUAUGAAUAACGACUUGAUGUCUUUGCACAUUGGUGAUAAAAUUUUAGAAAUAAAUGGUAUGCCUGUUAGAGAUACAUCUGUAGAAAAUGUAGAAAAUUUGCUAAGAUACUCGGACACAGUAUUGCAAUUAACAAUUGAACAUGAUCCAGAAACAAUAUCUAAAAAUCUUGCCAAAUUCACAGCUUUAAGACAUUCCAAUAUUCCAUUAACGAUGACAGCAAGUGAUACAAACAUUCCCAAUAUAAAACACCAACCAGAAGAUCUCAACUGUUCCGGAUCAACAGAUUCACUAAAAAGUGAUCAAAAUAUAAAAUUCUUUAAUGUUUCUGUAUCUCAGCCAGAAUCGUUUGAAAAACCUAAUAACAAUAACAAUCAUCAGGGAUUAAACAAAGAAAGGUUAUUUAAAAGAAAGGAUGAAGGUUAUAUUAGCGGGACAAGAUCACGGCAGUUGAGGAGAAAAAAUAAUUUACCUGAUAAUCAGUGUUUGGACAAAGAAAGGAGUUCUUCUAUGAGUCGAUUAUUAGAUGAAUCUCCAAACUCAAAGAGAUGUUUAGAGCUGUCCAGAGCUUACUCAUUUCUUGAACCUAGACCACAACAAAGGGUGUUCAGAGCAUCCGAUUUAGUAAAAGGGGAACUACUAGGACAAGGCUUUUUCGGUCAAGUAUAUAAAGUAACCACUAGAGAUACGGAAGAAGUUAUGGUGUUGAAGGAACUAUACAGGGUCGACGAGGAAGCCCAAAAAAACUUUUUAAAAGAGGUGGCUGUACUGAGAAGUCUGAGCCAUAACAAUGUACUGCGUUUCAUUGGAGUAUUAUAUAAAGAAAGACGCUUACAUUUAGUUACAGAAUAUAUUUCUGGUGGCACAUUAACUGAAUUACUACACGAUUCCAGCCAACCCUUACCUUGGGAGCAAAGAGUCUCUUUUGCCAAAGAUAUUGCUGCUGGCAUGGCAUAUCUACAUUCCAUGAAUAUUAUUCACAGAGAUCUCAAUUCUCACAAUUGCCUAGUGAGAGACGACAAAACUGUGAUUGUAGCCGAUUUUGGAUUGGCGCGCAUAAUUUCCCAUGCCACAAAUAGCACCAGAAAAGUCUCACCGAAAAAUCCAUCUGGUGCGAAAAGACAAGAAAGAAAAAAACGAUAUACGGUUGUUGGGAAUCCAUAUUGGAUGGCACCAGAAAUGAUGAAGGGAAACAAAUAUGACGAAAAAGUCGAUAUUUUUAGCUUCGGUAUAAUUUUAUGUGAAAUCAUAGGAAGGGUUCAGGCUGAUCCAGAUUUCAUGCCCAGAUCCAACGAUUUUGGAUUGAAUCAAAUGGCUUUCAAAGAAAAAUUUUGUACUUCUUGUCCAAAACCAUUUUAUAAAGUUGCUUUUUUAUGUACUGAUCUUAAUCCUGAUAAAAGGCCUCCGUUUGAAGUGAUGGAAGUCUGGUUAGAAUCCCUAUCAAUGCACCUCUCGGUUGGUAUGCCCCUUCCUCCCGAUCUUCUCUUUGACAUUCAACACUAUAGAGGACUUAGUCCCUCAUCGUCUGGAAGUACAACGCCCGAAGGCAUACCUUCCGGCCACAGAAGCCCCGCUUUGGAACCUAUUUGCGAAGGCAAAAUGGCCGACACCAAAAAAAGUUCCGAAAAGAUUGCUGAUAUUAAGAGAAGUUCCGAAAAGAUAUAUUCAGAUGGUCCUAAGAAUACAGAUAUAAAACGAAGCACUGAAAAGAUUUAUAAAAGUAACGAAAACCUUAAACCAAUAAAGGUACAUUCUGUUGAUAAUAUUAAGCCUGUUAUUAAAAUUACGAAUUGUGGUGCUUCGCCAGAAAAAACAAAUCAAAUGACUUUUGAUGCAAAACCUACGAGCGACAUAGAUAUACCCGACUUAGAAAAAGACUUCCCUACUUAUGAGAACAUAGACUUCCUAAAAAACGACAUGGCGUACAUGGGAGAUACAGAAAAAUCUAUAGCCAUUCAAAAAGUAGAAUCCGACCCCGUAAAAUCUGAUAAGUUUCAAACUGAUACGACAGAUAACAAUUUGAGAGAUAACCCUUCGCCGCACUUGAGAAAAAUCCCAAAAAAUUUCACUAGAAACAGACUGGUCAAAGAAAUGAAAGAAAACCAAGCGAAAGAAAACAAAAUAAAACUGAUGAGCUUCGAUUCUCCUCCACAUCCGACCAAAGUUUCGAAUUUAAAUCUAAACAGCAUUGGUUUGAAAUCCAGCCAACCUUCUCAAGUUACAGAAAAGUUUGUCAACAACCUAAAAAAUGUCAAUAUUAAAGAAACCCCAACGUACCAAAGAUCUUUAAGUAACACCGAAAAAAGUACAAGUCCUGAAAGAAAAUCUGAUUUCAGAUCGAGUUUAAUUAGAAGAAAAUACACGAGGGACUUUGAAAACACUCCAAUUUUAAAAAGGACACCUAUAUUACAAAGGAGAGUGAGUCCUAAAACUGACGCUAUUGAUAAUCAGUCAUUCCCGCAAGUUAAAGAUGCACCUCUACAUUUUGACUCCAAAGAAAAGUCUUUUCCUGUUAUGGAGAAGCCUUCUUUACUGUCAAAACUCACUCCUAGUUUGCCACGACGAACGGGUUUUUUAAAUUUGGAAGAUAAUUCCGGUAACCUAAGUAAAAAACCAUUUCUUGUUACAGCUACAUCGGGUAGCUUGGUGAGAAACAUGGUUGACAGUCUUAAUCGAAAAGGAGGUUUGAGUUUUGGCAGUAGAGGUAACUUUGGAAGGUGUUCUUUGAAGGUUACCGGUUCCUCUAAGAUUAAUCUUAAAAAGGUAGGGAGGAGUGCUAGCCCUCCCGAGGAGUAUACAGUGCUGUGA
Messenger RNA from Psylliodes chrysocephalus, 3468 nucleotides. Lineage: Eukaryota; Metazoa; Arthropoda; Insecta; Coleoptera; Chrysomelidae. The record is from the annotation of a GenBank genome assembly.